AUGGACGCAGACGACUAUCGGGAGAAGUUGCGGACCCUUGACCGCCUCAUCGCAGAGCUCAAGGCUCAAGGCGCGCACAAGGAUACGAGCGAGGAAGACCGGGUGAAGGCCAUGUGUCAUCGCUCAUGCCAGCCCUCGAAAUCGCGGCGCUCACUGGCCCCAUGUCUUGCUAUAGCCUGGGACGCCGUAUAUUUUGUGCGGGAGGGCAUCUACCGGGGUGGCAUCUUCAAGCUGCGCCUCCUCAUUCCUCCCACUUACCCCGACAAAGUUGUCCCGCGCAUCUUCUUUCAAAGCAACGUCUUUCAUCCUCGCGUCAACGACAUCACCGGCGAGCUGGACAUGAGCCGUUACUACGUGAGCUGGAAUCCCGAUGUCGACCGCUUGAAGCAUCUGUUCAAGUAUGUCCACAAGAUGUUUCGUAAGAUCGAUGCAGACAACGCCGUUAACGAGGGUGCCGCAGCCAUGUUUCGCGUAUCCAUGGAAGCCUUUGAGGCGCCUGUGCAGCGCUGUGUCAAAGCGUCACAGGCCACCGCCCAUACCCCUACCGGCAACAGCAUCGAGCUCGGCCACAGCGAUAACCGCGAUGGCAUCAUGCAGGCAAUCAAAGACUACAUGCAAAGCUUGCGCCAAACGGCUAAUCCAGACGACUCGCAUAGCGCUCGGAUACGCGGGCGCCUCGAGUCGCGGCACAAAAGCCUCACCAGCGCCGUCCUCACCGAGCGCAUGGUUCAACGUGCCUCUAAUCUGGCCUCGGUCGAGAGUCUUGAUCACCACGUCGCCUCACCUGCCACAUGCGGGACACGCAACCUUUGCAGAUUGGGUGACGAUGCUUGUGCAGGUUAUGUCACAUACUUCACCGGCGAAGGCGCCAGUCCGGAGCGGCGCUGGUUGUUUCUGUCGGAGUCUGCAGGUCAUUUGCGGUUGUACAAGACGGAGCGAGAGGAAGAUCUGAUCACGGAACUGGCGACGCGGGACGUUUGUCGAUGCUACGAGCCUGACUCGACAACGCAGCGUGCCUCCAAUGGUUUUGUGGUGGUAACACCCGACAUGGUCUUGCGCUUGGGCGCACUAUCCAGUAACGGCCUGCUGGUAUGGCGCAGCGCCAUCCUCCAUGCCUCGGCAUUUGGCGAGCCGCGCAUUGGCCACGAGUCCACAUGA
This is a messenger RNA of Monosiga brevicollis MX1, 1158 nucleotides long. RefSeq lists its product as uncharacterized. The transcript has 9 exons. Bases 1 to 1158 code for a protein of 385 amino acids. NCBI's taxonomy places the organism in Eukaryota, Choanoflagellata, Craspedida, Salpingoecidae. The record is from RefSeq and is a predicted model, not a curated record.